GGAAGCGGUUUCUGUACUUGUUGCCACGUCGGAGUAAGCGGCCGGCCAGUGUGAUUAACUGGCAAGAUAGGCGUAAUUUUCAUUAACGUUUAGUCAACCACAAUCAUGGUUUCAGUAAUCAACACGGUGGACACCUCUCACGAGGAUAUGAUUCAUGAUGCCCAGAUGGACUACUAUGGGAUACGACUGGCCACCUGUUCUUCUGACCGUACUGUUAAGAUCUUUGAUGUCAGGAACGGAGGACAGAUCCUUGUGGCAGAUCUCAGAGGUCAUGAGGGUCCUGUAUGGCAAGUAGCCUGGGCCCAUCCCAUGUAUGGAAACAUUCUUGCCUCCUGUUCCUAUGACCGGAAAGUCAUCAUUUGGAAAGAGGAGAAUGGAGCCUGGGACAAGAUGUAUGAAUAUACAGGGCACGAGUCAUCAGUGAACUCAGUGUGCUGGGGCCCCUAUGAUUUUGGUCUCAUCCUGGCUUGUGGCAGCUCAGAUGGGGCCAUUUCCCUGCUCACAUUCACCGGAGAUCAGCAGUGGGAUGUUAAGAAGAUCAGCAACGCACACACCAUUGGCUGUAAUGCGGUGAGUUGGGCUCCUGCUGUGGUCCCUGGCAGUCUAAUAGACCAGCCGUCAGGACAGAAGCCAAAUUAUGUCAAACGCUUUGUCUCUGGGGGCUGUGACAACCUGGUUAAACUCUGGAAAGAGGAAGAUGGCCAAUGGAAGGAGGACCAGAAGCUGGAGGCUCACAGCGAUUGGGUGAGGGACGUGGGCUGGGCUCCCUCCAUUGGUCUGCCCACCAGCACCAUUGCCAGCUGCUCCCAGGAUGGACGUGUGUUUAUCUGGACAUGUGAUGACCCAGCAGGAAACACCUGGACGGCCAAACUGCUCCACAAGUUUAACGAUGUGGUGUGGCAUGUCAGCUGGUCUAUCACUGGAAAUAUACUGGCGGUUUCUGGAGGGGACAACAAGGUGACCCUGUGGAAGGAAUCGGUAGACGGCCAGUGGGCAUGUAUCAGUGAUGUCAGCAAGGGCCAGGGAGCCGUCACCUCCAUCACAGACACACAGCAGAUUGAACAGUGAUACCCACACACGGGCGGAAACAGAAAGACGAUUGACUCUUAUCCCAAUUCUCAAAUGUGGAAUAGAUGUUUUAUAACCAUUUAGAAUGUCUGAACUCAAAAGAAUAAAAAAACAUGAUCCGUUUUUUUCCCCCCCACAGAACAGGGCUAUUAUUAGGUCGUUUGAUGCGGUCAAGCGUUAGUAGUCAUACUGAAGGUCUGACACCUCAGCUGAACAGGUACAAUUCAGAUUGGAAUUAAAACUAUCCCUCUGUUAUCAGAAGACAAAAGAAACAUCUUUUUGAAGACCAAGUCUUAUAUAUGCGAUGUGUGUUUCCCUCUCUUUUUCAUAUUUGAUAUGGCACAGUUUGAAACUUAAAACACCAGUGGCUAAUAACUUGCAUCAGCUUCAUUUUGAACAGCACUUUACAAUUUGUUUUAUUUUCUUCCCAGUUCAGACUUUGCCCAAGUGUGUUAUAUCGCUGUUCCAGACAUGACCUAGUACAGGGCCACGCACCCACACUAACCCCAAUCUCCAUCUUUUAUCGAAUGAAUCUUUACCUCUUGAAACAUUCCGACUUCAUCUGCAAAGAGUCAUUUUUCAGUAUCACUACGGAGUGUCCCAUCAUCCUCGGCAGUAUUUAUGUUGGCUUCCGGCUAACGCCCACACAUACCAAGCGGUGUACCCAACAACAUCACCUGUGUCAUUAUUUGGUGGUUUGAAUUAAAUCCUUCAAGCUGCUGUUCUGGACUAGUCAUUAUUUACCUGCCAAAAUGCUAAGCAGGCAACACAAACUGCAAAAGAGAGGCUUUGUUGUGCUUUUUUUUUUAAUGCAGACACUGGUGGCAUAGUAAAAGGCUUCUCUAUCAAACCAAGGGAGUUACCUUUAUAUACGGCAUCCACCAGGUGCAAAACUGGCUUCACCAAUGCAUAAAGGCUUAAAACAAUUCCUUGGCACCGUCCUAGGCGUGAGGAUGACCUCAAAUUUGCCAGACGUUAGCAUGUUUGUGAUUUUUUUUUUCUCAGUUUAAAUAUUUGACAAUAUGGAAGUGUUUUUAAUAUUUGGUGUAAUUAAAUAAUGAAAUGCAAAAUGCCUUUUUUUUCCUUUGUACGUAAGCAGUUGCAAAUGUGAAUAUAUUAACAAACUGUAAUGAUUACAAUUGCUGUCAGACAUUUGCCCGGAAAGCCCAAGUUAUUGAAGAUUAAAUGCUAGUUCAUUUGUUAUGCAAGAUGCAGGAUGAAUGAUUUUCUUGCGAGCUGUAGCUGUGCAGCUUGGACUCCGGCUACUCAUGAUCAACACUGCAAGUGCUAUGAAGCAUGAAGUUAGAGGGAGCUCAUUUGUGUUUAUUGAAUAAAGGACAGAAAAAGGUUUUUUUUUUCUCUAUAUAACGCUGAACAUCAGUCAGCCCUGAUGCUCGGCUGUUGCCCCGGGUAAAUGUGCCCACAUCUUCGAACAGUUACGACCACAUCCUGUAUAAUAUGUCUGUGCCGAAUAAGUUUCGCAAC
Lampris incognitus (smalleye Pacific opah) is the source of this 2553-nucleotide messenger RNA. It is a transcript of the gene sec13, whose product is annotated as SEC13 homolog, nuclear pore and COPII coat complex component. The transcript is spliced from 9 exons. NCBI's taxonomy places the organism in Eukaryota, Metazoa, Chordata, Actinopteri, Lampriformes, Lampridae. The record is from RefSeq and is a predicted model, not a curated record. Gene Ontology annotation, molecular function: structural molecule activity; protein binding. Gene Ontology annotation, biological process: protein import into nucleus; COPII-coated vesicle budding; positive regulation of TOR signaling. Gene Ontology annotation, cellular component: COPII vesicle coat; nuclear pore outer ring. The coding region runs from base 106 to 1068 and encodes 320 amino acids.